Molecule: messenger RNA, 2099 nt
Organism: Suillus subalutaceus
Lineage: Eukaryota; Fungi; Basidiomycota; Agaricomycetes; Boletales; Suillaceae
Product: cytochrome P450
Exons: 14
Coding region: 54-1859 (601 amino acids)
Molecular function (GO): iron ion binding; heme binding; oxidoreductase activity, acting on paired donors, with incorporation or reduction of molecular oxygen
Source: RefSeq, a predicted model, not a curated record
GCACAGCUUUGAAUUGCAUAUAACCCAAGCCAACUCUAUGCAUCAUUGUCAUCAUGAUGUCGCUGUCCCAAGUAUGCGGAAUCGGAAUCCUCUCGGUGCUUGCUCUCUGGAAGAUCUUUUGGGGCUCAUCGAGAAAAUACAACAUCGACCUUGAUGGCCCUAAGGAAGCCCACUGGUUGACAGGGAACGUCCGGACAAUGUUCGAAGGUGGCCUUGACUACUGCGUGAAAAUGGCUGAACACUAUGGCGGAGCGGUCAAGCUACAAAGUCUAUAUGGAGAAGUAGUGUAUCUAUCUGAUCCACUGGCGUUGUAUCAUGUUAUCGCAAAAGACCAGCAUAUCUUUGAAGAACCUGAUGUAUUUAUCAUGAACAACAAGGUGAUGUUUGGAGAUGGUCUAAUAGCCACUAUCGGAGAGCAGCAUCGAAAGCAACGCAAGCUGCUCAACCCUGUCUUCUCGACCUCGAACAUGCGAGAAUUACUACCCACAUUGCAACACAUUGCGCACAAGCUGACCUCUAUCGUCAUAUCUAAGCUUCCGGAUGAUGGAUCAUACAAAGAGAUCGACGUGCUGCCUUUGCUAUCUCGCAGUGCACUUGACGGCGUUUGUCAGGCGAUUCUUGGUUAUCCAAGCAAUACUCUAGACGCUGGAGAAAACGACGAGUAUACUGAAGCACUUCGGAAGAUGGGGCCCCUGAUAUCAAAGCUCAUAUAUUUCCGGCCAAUUGUGCCAGUAGUUAUGCGCAACUUCUCGUCAUACUGGAUAAGGAAGCUUGUGAAUUUGGUCACGACACCCUGGAUUCCUACUGAACAGAUGAAAGAUGUGCGAGAGAUGCGACGAAUCAUUGAACUCAUGGACAGCGCUACUUUAUCCCCCAUUGAUGUGCAGUCUGAAAUUGAUGAUCUCAAACCGGGUCGGAGGAAAGAUAUGAUGGACAUCAUGCUCAGGGCAAACUCUGCGUCUUCCAGUUCAGAGCAACUCACCGAUGCGGAGCUGUUGGGACAGAUGAACGUUAUGGUAUUUGCUGGCCUAGAUACGACCACCGCUGCUCUGUCUCGUUGCGUUUACCUACUUGCCAAGAACCCACUUGCCCAAGCUCGAUUGAGAAGCGAAAUUCGUGAUGCCAUCAAGCCUAUGUCCCUCGCACAAGACGGUUCUUCAUUUUCCGAACACGACGAUCCACUUCUUCACCUGUCCUAUGAUACGCUAAUAAAUCUUCCAUUCCUCGACGGAAUUGUCAGAGAGACAUUGCGGCUUUAUCCUUCUCUCCCGCACAUGGGCCGAAAAGUACUCAAGGCAACUACUCUUCCCCUUCAAUUCCCUGUUCGUUCGUCAUCCGGAGCAGAAAUAUCUUCCAUUGCGGUACAUGAGAAAGCGCUCAUUGUCAUCUCUAUUUUAGCUGCAAACCGCAAUCGAACUAUGUGGGGUGAUGAUGCGAAUGAGUGGAAGCCUGAGCGAUGGCUUUCUUCCCCGGGGAGACAAUAUGGGCCAGGGACGGAUGUAUCCUCUGAUGGUGCCGAUGUACUGUCAUCGAAGCUAUCCGCACCCAUCCUUGGGGUCAAAGACGGCAUGAGGUAUCCUGGUGUUUAUUCCAACAUGAUGACUUUCCUCGGCGGCAGUCGUUCCUGCAUCGGGUUCAAGUUUGCCGAAAUGGAAAUGAAGCAAAUCAUCGCCGCGCUUGUACUUCGUCUGCAUUUUGUGCUCCCAACAGAUCCGGAUGCCAACGGACAUAUCAAAGAAAUUCAGUGGAAGUUGAAGGCGUUUCAUACACCUGUCGUUAAGCCACCAGCUGGAGAUGGGGUAUCACCUGCGGUUCCACUCAAUGUUCGACUGGUGCAAGAGGAAGACUUUAAAUGGUAGGAUUGUAUUUGUGUUCGCGAUGUGAUGCUCUGUGGUUUGGUACAAGUAUGCUCUGAUGCUCUGUAUAUCAUUUGUUUUCAAACAUUGUACGUGCUUACUAGUUGGUUUGACUCUACCGCUACUACGGUAUACUAUUGAAUUGAUGCCAAUGUCUACACGGAGGGAAUCAACUCGAAAGCCAUAGUUAUCAACCCUUUUCAUCGUACACUCGCAUACCAACCUGCAGUGCGAGGUCGCGGU